AUGAUCUCCUUAAGGCUUUGGCUAGUAUCUUUACUACUGGCGCUUCCGUUGUAUACAUAUUCUCUCAAUCACAAGCCGAACCGACCUGUGGAGGAUGUCUUCGAGAAACGCGAUCUUGAGGAAGCAAAGAAAGAUAUCGAGAAGCGACAGCAGAUUGCCACCGACCCAGAGGUUCUUGCCAGUGUCAGCUCUGUUCUUCUAUCAGUCUCCGAAGUUAUCAGAUCCCUCACCGAAAACCCAGGACUUUUCACUGCAAAUAUCGAUGAAAUCGAGGCAUCUCUUUCCUCAGUGAUUCUUUCCGUUUCAUCCGACCUGUUCCCAAUCCUUACCGACAACAACACCCCGACCCCAACUCCGACCCCGACCCCAACCCCAACCCCGACUCCAUCUGAUGAGUCAGUCUCUUCAACCUCAACGGAAGAGGAAUCUACAACUUCUGAGGAAGCGUCCACAACCUCAGACUCAGGCGAACAAUCAACAACUGAACCCCCACUUUCGACUGGAACCCCUGGUCAGGUUAUCACUGACGGAACUAGAACCGGUACCGUCGGAGAUGAUGGAACAACUAGAUUCUGUUCUGCAUCCUCUUACCUUUGCCCUGCAUCUGUAGAAUACGGCUGCUGCAGAGAUGGAUACGCAUGCGGUCUUACCGCCUGUACCCCAUCUGCUAUCGUCAACGACCCUAGCUCAAGAACAUUUGGCAGCUUUACAGCCACUGGCGGCGGCUCCGAUCCAACAAAUACUGAUGCGACCUUCUCUUUCGACCCGGUCACUUCAAAGGGAGGAGCCGUGACAACUGGAGGCGUCAACAAAGGCAACAACGAUGACAACGACGACGAUGAUAAAGGGCUCUCAGGUGCUGCCAUCGGUGGUAUCGUUGGUGGUGUUGUUGGUGGAAUCGCUAUAGUUGCUGCUGCUAUCGUUUGGUACUGCCUUGCUAAGCGCAAGUCUACGCCAACCACACCACUCGAUGGCCCCAAGACCACCGGACCAACAGAGGCGUAUACUGGUGGCCCAAUCCCCCCCCAACCACAGAUGGCUCAAUAUGCCCAGCAGCCAGACCCCAGAUAUCAAUCCCCUCCACCACAGCACCAAGCCCCUACUGGAUAUUAUCAACCACAGGGACAGCAACAAGGCGCAUAUCCACCAUACGGUCAGAAUGUUUCGGAACUCGGUGGCGCUGCUAUGCCUUAUGGUCACAAGGGGGUUGAGCAACCACCACAGGGUAUUCAAGAAGCACCAGCAAAUCAAAUCAGCAGCCCACAAUCUCCUCCGCCGCAUCAGGAAAACCAAGCAGCCGGUGGAUAUGGUGGCUUCAAAGGUCCGAGUGGCCCUGUUUACGAACUUGGAAACUAA
Orbilia oligospora ATCC 24927 is the source of this 1356-nucleotide messenger RNA. RefSeq lists its product as uncharacterized. Lineage: Eukaryota; Fungi; Ascomycota; Orbiliomycetes; Orbiliales; Orbiliaceae. The record is from RefSeq and is a predicted model, not a curated record. Bases 1 to 1356 code for a protein of 451 amino acids. The transcript has a single exon.